Molecule: messenger RNA, 441 nt
Organism: Protopolystoma xenopodis
Lineage: Eukaryota; Metazoa; Platyhelminthes; Monogenea; Polystomatidea; Polystomatidae
Source: the annotation of a GenBank genome assembly
CACGAAUUGAUCUCGGUGCCGUUUGGCCCAUCUAUCGAGGGUCAUUCAGAUCCAGUGGCUCUUGCUCGGCGUCUUGAUGUCAAAUCAACAAACCGUGUCCCCGCUGAAGGUCACAGAGAUCUGGUUGGUUCAAAUGCUCUUUCAGCACCUGUUCUCCCCCUGACAUCUGCUUCAGGACCACUUACUACGACUGGGCAUUCGACAGUUGCUGAGGUAUUUACUUCGAAUAUAUCUUCGACACUACCUGCUCAGAUAGGAAGCAAUCAACCUCAGACGGCGGUGGUUACUGAAAUUCGGACCAAUGAGAAGAAUACCUCGGUGAACUGCCGAACUGCCUUGCUGCAACGGCCAUGGGCCGGAAGAUUGCUUGCUGCAGCCCGAGUGUUUCAGCAACGUGAAAAGGAGGAUGAUGCUCAGGUUUGUCAUUGGCUUAUCUGUUAA